Molecule: messenger RNA, 1668 nt
Organism: Fusarium pseudograminearum CS3096
Lineage: Eukaryota; Fungi; Ascomycota; Sordariomycetes; Hypocreales; Nectriaceae
Exons: 3
Coding region: 1-1668 (555 amino acids)
Source: RefSeq, a predicted model, not a curated record
AUGAAGGUCAGGUCCAGCGAGCGCGUAGCUCGGAUCAACGAGCUUGAACUAAAGCACCAGGGCAAUGUCAACCAGAUGGAAUUGACGGGCCGCGACGAAGAAGCUCGUUUACUAAAGCUUCGACUGUUGACACUACGCGAUGAAAAUGCUUCGCUCAAGGACCGGCUGGUCCAGAGAGAUGCUCUCGUGAAGCAACUAUCCAAACAAAGCAGCGACACACAGGCCGAGCUCAAAACAUCCAAGUCGAAGCUCAAAGCUCAGGACACGCAAAUCCGAAAACAGAGUAAUGCAUUGGAAGAUCUCAAGACCGAGAUCGAUUCAUUAAACGAAUUUAGACAAGACUCAAACAAGGUCUUGCAGGAGAAGCUCGCCCUGAGCCGUAAGCUUGAGCAGAUCCAGCCCGAGCUCGAACAUCUCCAGUCACAACUCGAAAAUCAUCGCGCCAUUGUCGCCCAGAAGCAGGAUCUCGAACGCCAACUCAGUUCGGCUGAAGUCGAGCUCGAAAACGAGAAAAGGUCCAACCAACGGAUACAAUCAAAAAACCAAAACCACGACGAUGAAUGGAAAGAACAGUUCGAUGAAGCCAAGGGAGAGAUGGAGAGGCUUAAAAAAGAACAUAGCAGAGAGUUACGAGAAGUCCGUGGCGAAUACGAGAUGCUGGAGGGCCGCAUGGAAGACACAAAAAGCAAGUUGAAAAAGACACAGACAGACUUGAAGGACGCGCGAGCCGAGCUUGCAUCUUGCCGUGCCGAACUAGAGGAAGCACGUAAGAUGAUGGCCAACAGCAAGUUGAAUAAGAAGAACGCCGUGGUAAAAGAACAACUGGUCGGAAAGAGGCGAGCUCACGAUAUAAGUAUGGAGGAUAUCAGCAUCGGAACUCCUGGGCCAGAUGAAACCACUCUUCGGCGCCCGUUCAAGAAGCGAGGUGCUGAACAGGCAUUAGUCGGCGAGAAAUCGACCUUCUCUAUUACACCAUUCUUGAAUCGUAGCAAGAAUCUGUCUGAGGAUAUGUCGGAUGAGCCGAGCGAAGUCCAUUCACCGACCGGCAGAACUGUUAAUGGCCCGGAGCCCGUGGUACCUCUUGAGGAGGAAGUUGUGGAAGCUGGUGGUUCAGUCUCCAUUGAAGCGAUAGAUGAAGCUUCUGAAUCAGAUGACCAGGCAGAUGGACAUGUUAGUGCUGAAGAGAUUGAAGAGCCGAAGACUCAGAAAGGGCGAGGCAGGCCAAGAAAGGCUCUUGAUGAGGCACCAACAACAAAGAAGAACAUGCCUGUACCGGCAAAGAAAAAGGCAAAGGCAACGAAGGCUCCCGGCAAACUUGCCGCGGUGAGUGAGGAAGCUGAGAUUGGUGAGGCGGUAGCUGAGCCUUCCGCAAGGCCCAAGAAGAUGCUUGGGCUUGUCAAGUCAAACCCUGCUCCAGCGUUGUCAAAGCAUGGUGCUGAUGACGUUGAUGCGCGAAAGAAGAAGCGCAAGGUACUCGGCGGUGGCAACAAGACCCUGUUUGAUGAUGAUGAUGAUGCCGAACCAGUGCCGAACCCGGCUAAGAUACAGAUGGGGGCUGGCCGUAGGGCGAAAGCACCGUUGGGAGGUUCUCGCAGUGCAUUUGGCGGAGCGACCUUUUCCCCUUUGAAAAAGGACAGGCGAGGAGUCGGUGCCAGUUUCCUUCACUAA